AUGUCCGCCUCUCCCCCGUCCCCGCCGCCGUACCGCCUCCGCGACACCGCCAACCGCUCACGUCGUGCGACCGCUGAUGCCGCGGCCGGCCCCUCCCGUCCUCGCUCCGCCGCUCGCGCGCGCGCGCCCGCGUCCUCCGCGUCGCACUCGCGCGCCGCCUCCGCCGGUCUUUCCCUCCGGAUCCCCGCCCCCGCCGUGUCCUCCGCUGGCGGUCUGCUCAGCCCCUUUGCCGGCUGGUCCGACUUGUCGGCGCCCUCGUCCCUCUCACCGUCCACCGCCGCUCUCUCCGCGGUGGCUCCCGCUUUCACCUUGCCGUUCUCCGCGGACGCGCUCGCCUCUGCUCUCGGCGGGCCCUCGCGCGCGCCUUCGCGCGCGGCCUCGCGCUCUCCGUCGCCGGCGCUCUCUGUCCGGUCGGUUCCGGUCUCUUCGGAUUCGCGCCCGUCUGUCGUGUUCCCGCUCGCCGCCUCGGCGCCUGUCACUCCGCCUCGCUCGCAUCCAUCCCCGGGGCCGCCUCCUGACAGCAGCUCCGCCUCUUCGCCUGCGUUGCGUCAUACGUCGCCGGUGCCCGACGAGCCCUUAAGCCCGGCGCCCUGCGCGCCUGCUUCCGUUUCCUUGCCGCCCACUUCUGUUCGCGUCCCGCCGUCCGCCGUUCCUCUGCCGCCGAGCCCCCGCUCGUCGUCUCGCCUCCCCGCCCGUUCUCGCUCGUCCUCUUCUGCCUCUUCCGCCUCGUUCUCGUCUGACUCUUCUUCUCACGACAUGUCCUCGCUCACCAAAGACGUGUUCUUCCCGGCUGUUGGCUCGAUCGCCGAAGUCUAUCAGCUCGGCCCCAAGGGUUUCCCUAUCGCCGGGGCCGGCGGGCUGAACGUGCCCCUUCUGCACGCCAUGUUCUCUCGCGCCGAGUCUCAUACUUUCGUCCACGACAAGCGCAUCACCUCCGACCGCGACAAGGUCCAGGCUGCGCUUGACUCCUUCUCGGUCAACUUCCAGCUUCGCGCCCUCAAGGAUUCCAUGGGCGACUUCUUGAUCGACCUUCCCUGGUCCACCUUCGUCUCCACCAUUCACAACAACGUCCUCGAGCACCAGUGGGACAAGGUCCACCGCCUCGCCAUUGUCCACGCCAAGCAGGGCAACCGGCCCUACAAGGAAUGGUUCCAGGGUCUCGAGCAUCACAACCGCAUGCUCGCCUUCUCCGACCUCGGUUCUUUCUCCCCUGACCGCUUCCUCGAGUCGGUCACGCUGGGCACCAGCGACUCCAUCCUCGCCACUAUCGAGUACCACGGGCUGACCAAGCAUCCCUACGUCCCCGUGGACCUCCCCAUCGCCGAGUCCCGCUACAAGUUAUUCCUCCAGACCCGGGCUGCGGGCCACGCCGCCCGCACUCUCGCCGCUACCACCGCUGGCACCUCCCCGCCACCUCCCCUGGCCACAGGUGUCAUUCCGUCCCCUCCGUGGCUCGUCUGCGCCAUGGUCGGCGACAUCGCCGCUCGCAAGGAAAAGAAGCGCGCGGAGCGCCUCGACUUGUACUCACGCAUCUCCAGCGCCAAGCCCCGCUCAUCCAAGGGCUCUGCCGCCGCUGCUUCCUCCUCGGACACCGCUCCCUCCUCCUCUGGCUCCGGCGCCACCCGUCUCCACCCCCGCAAGCUCACGGAGGAGGGGCGCCAGCUGCUCAUGGCCAACAAUGGCUGCCUCAAGUGCCGCCAGAUCUUCUUCGUCUCCGGCCACAACUUCCAGGGCUGCACGUCGCGCCCGGCCGCCGACCACCCCACCAUCGACCUGGCUUAUGUCCGCCGUGUCCACGCCGCUCUCCUGGUCACCAACCCCGACCUCCCCGCUGUCCGCAUUCCCGCCGGCGGUCUUCCGGCCGUCGGCGCUACCACCGCGUCCAUCGAGUUCGAACUCGCCGAGGAGACUGCCGCGUUCCUCGACGCCGAGGAGGCCGCGUACGAGUCCGCCUACCUUGGUCAGGACUCGGACCCGGACUCGGAUUUCGAAGCCGCCAUGACUAUUGACGAGUACGUCCUUCCUCGAGUCUCGCAUCCCCCUGCGCUCGAUUUGGACUCGCUCUGUGUCUCCCGCCGUUUCCGCGACGCUCAGGUGUCGGGCCUGCUGUCCGACGCUAUUGUCUGCGCUGCCGUCGCCUCUGGCGUCGGUUUCCGCCGUGCCGUUUCCCACCGCGCGGACUCGUCGCUCUCGUCUCCGCUCACCUCUCGGCCUCUGCUCGCUCCUCUUCUCGCCCAUGCCCGCUCUCGUCACUCUGCUACCUCUGGCCGCGUCCCGCUGAACUGUCUCAUUGACACGGGUUCACAGGUAGCCGCCAUCAUGCGCCCAUCCGCCGCCCACUCGCUCGGCAUCCCGGAGCAGGAGUGGGGGGUUUUUGACGUUCCGUUGGUUGCGAAGGGAGCUUUUGCCGAUUCGUGUACAUCUACUACGCCUCCGGGCGCGCCUGUUCCCUCUUCCCCGCCGUCCGUGACAUCCUUCCUCGCCGUCAACCGCCUUGUCUGCGAUGCCUCUGAGCGCGCUGUUUACGACAAGGACACCGGCUACGACUUGCUCAACCCUUCUGUUCCUCGUCUUCCACCUCGCCCGGCUCCCGUCGAUCUUUCGGCCGCGCCUGUCGACCCUCUCGCCGCCCUUCGGUCCCACGCUGCUGAGCGCGCCGCCCGCGACGCGGACUUCCUGGCUUUGGACAUUGCCUCGGCCGACCUGCUCUCACAGUUCCUCCACGGCCAUGACGCGCCCGCCGGUCCGCCGCCCGUCUUCUCUCUCGCUGACUUCAUUCCGGAGAUCGACGCCCGGAUCAACACCAUUGCCUACGUUGACCACCUCGCCGCUCUCGAUGCUCGUUAUAAGGAGCAGUACGCGAGCGUCUUCGCCUCCGUUCCUCACGCCUCUCACCUGCCUACCUCCGUCCUGCACAAGAUUGAGCUCAAGGACGCCAACGCUACCAUUGCCCGCCGUGCCUAUCGUACGCCUAAACAAUACGCGUCUGCCUUCCAGGCUCUUCUGGCCGACAAUCUCGCCGCCGGCCGUAUUCGCCCGUCUCAGUCUCGUUUCGUCUCGCCCAGUUUCCUCGUCGACAAGCCCGACGGUUCCAAACGCCUCGUCAUUGACUAUCGCCAACUCAACGAGAACACCGUCCCGGAUCACUUCCCUAUGCCGCUCGUCGACGACAUCCUCAGCGACUGCGCGCUUGGCUCCAUCUGGGGCAAGCUCGACAUGACCGCCGCCUUUCACCAGACUCGCAUGCACCCCGACUCCGCCCAGUACACGGCCUUUGAAGCCUGUGGCCGCGUCUGGGAAUGGGACGUCAUGCCCAUGGGCGGUCGCAACGCGCCCGCCGUCCAGCAACGCCGCCUCACCGAAGCUCUCGGUCCUCUUAUCGGCGAAAUCUGCCAUGUGUACCUUGACGACAUCAUCAUCUGGUCCAACUCCCUCGUGGAACACCAGGAGAACGUUGCCCGGGUUCUCGCCGCGCUCGCGAACAACGGCCUCUACUGCUCGCUGAAGAAGUCUAUCCUCUUCGCCGAAUCCGUCACCUUCCUCGGUCACUGCAUCUCUGAGGCCGGCAUCGAAGCCGACUCCUCCAAGUGCGACCGCAUCCUCGACUGGCCCGUCCCCCGCAGUGCGAAGGACGUUCGCUCCUUCCUCGGCCUUGUCCGCUACCUCGCCGCCUUCCUCCCCAACCUCGCCGAGUACACCCGUAUCCUCACUCCGCUUACCAUCAAAGCUGCCGACCGCACCUGGCCCGGGUGGCAUGCUCACCACCAACGCGCCUUCGACGCUAUCAAGGAACUUGUCACCAGCCGCGACUGCCUCACGUCCAUCAACCACCGCGACAUGGGCGACAACAAGAUCUUCCUCACCACCGACGCUUCCGACUGGCGCUGCGGCGCUGUGCUCUCGUACGGCCCUACUUGGGAGACCGCCCGCCCCGUCGCCUUCGACUCUGUCCAGUUCAAGGGCGCGGAACUCAACUACGCCGUCCAUGAGAAGGAGCUCCUUGCCAUCAUGUAUGCCCUCAAGAAGUGGCGCCACGAACUCGUCGGCCACCACUUCGAGAUUCGCACCGACCACCGCACUCUCAAAAACUUCAAAUCUCAGCCUCACCUGUCGCGCCGCCAGCUGCGCUGGUCCCGCGACCUUGCCGACUACGACUAUACACUCAUAUACAUCCCUGGUGACUCCAACACUGUCGCCGACGCCUUGUCCCGCCUGCCUGCCGACCAGUCCGUCGACGCGCCCGCUCCUUUCGUCGCUUCGGUCGCGCUCGCUCUUUUCAACGACGAACCUCCCGACUGCGCCACCGACAUCGCCGCUACCCUCACUGUCCAAACCGACCCCGCCUUUACCCGCCGCAUUGCCUCCGGCUACGCCAAGGAUGCCUGGGCGUCCAAGGUCCUCGACAACCUCUCCAGUGUCCCCACGGCUCGCACGGCCACCACCGAGCACGGCCGUCUCCUCUACAUUGGUGCCCGUCUGGUGAUCCCGCGCAUCGACACCCUCCGCCAAGAUGUUUUCGAGCUCGCCCACGACGCGCUUGGCCAUUUCGGCCUCGACAAAUCCUACGAAGUGCUGCGCACCAGCUACUUCUGGCCCGGCAUGCGCGCCGACCUCGCGAACUCCUACCUCCCCUCCUGCGACGCCUGCCAGCGCAACAACGCUUCCACCACCAAGCCUGUUGGCCCGCUCCAUUCACUCCCCGUGCCCGGCGCUCGUGGCGACUCCGUCGCCAUCAAUUUCAUCGGCCCGCUUCCCGCAUCCGGCCCUGAGGCCUACAACUACCUCAUGACCAUGACCGACCGCUCCGGCUGCGACAUACGCGCUGUGCCCUGCCACAAGACGCUCACCGCCGAGGGCGCUGCCCACCUCUUCUUCCGCCACUGGUACUGCGAAAACGGUCUUCCGCUCGAGAUCGUUUCCGACCGCGACGCCCGCUUCGACAAUCAACUCUGGCGCGCGUUCCACAAACUCACCGGCAUCAAGCUUCUCAUGUCCUCCUCGUUCCACGCCCAAACCGACGGCGCCUCCGAGCGCACCAACAAGACUCUUAUUUACGGGGCAUACUUGAACCGUUUUUUCCAUACCAGUUGUUUCGUGCAAAAGCCCGUGCCUGCACGUUUCGCCGCUUUUGGUUAA
Molecule: messenger RNA, 5136 nt
Organism: Peniophora sp. CBMAI 1063
Lineage: Eukaryota; Fungi; Basidiomycota; Agaricomycetes; Russulales; Peniophoraceae
Source: the annotation of a GenBank genome assembly